Cydia amplana is the source of this 1382-nucleotide messenger RNA. It is a transcript of the gene mms4, whose product is annotated as crossover junction endonuclease EME1. Gene Ontology annotation, biological process: resolution of meiotic recombination intermediates; mitotic intra-S DNA damage checkpoint signaling; double-strand break repair. The record is from RefSeq and is a predicted model, not a curated record. Gene Ontology annotation, molecular function: crossover junction DNA endonuclease activity. Lineage: Eukaryota; Metazoa; Arthropoda; Insecta; Lepidoptera; Tortricidae. Gene Ontology annotation, cellular component: Holliday junction resolvase complex; nucleus. The coding region runs from base 1 to 1323 and encodes 440 amino acids. The transcript has 10 exons.
AUGAGUGUUUACGUAUUGUCGGAUGAUAGUGACCACAGUAAUCAUGAGGACGUCGAUUUUAUGAAGACGUAUGAAGAGGAUGGGAAGGAAGAGUGUGUAGAUUUAACUCAGGAGGCUGUGGAACUUGAUACUGAACCGUACCGCUCACCCUACAGCGCCCCAUACGAAGAUCUGCCUCCGGUGCAGCUGAGUGGGCCAGUGGCCACUUUGAGCUCUACUGUGCCAGUGGCCAGUCUAAGCUCUGGGAGUACUAGCUCGUCUGGUACCAGCUCUAGCGGUUACGGAGGGUCUGAAUACUCUAGCAGUAGCAAGAGGGGAGCUGAAAACAAAGAUGCUAAAAGCCGGAAGAAGGCUGAUGCGCAAGCCAAGAAACAGAAGCUAGCUCAGCAGCGAGCGGCCAAGGCAGCUGCGGCUGAAGCCAACAAGGUCUACAAGCCCGGAGAGUGCAUGAAGUACAUGCACAUAGAAAUGCACCCGUCCCUCCUCGAGCGAUGGUACUGCUCGGAUGUGACCCGAGAGGCGGGUGCGGUCGGUGCAACGAUCGAAGUUAUUAAAGACCUGUGCGAUCCGGCCCUGGUCAUGUGGAGCCGGAGGGUGCCUAGGGCGCUCACGGCGGCCAAUGGACAGGUAGAACUAUCGCCCGCCCGCCAACGUUGUCGCCGCGCGUUAUACAUAAGCACGAUGGCAGACAUAUCACCACUCGCUCGCAACCGAUCUCUAUCACCGCAUAUUAAGCAAGCGGCUUUACUUGCGGCAUGCGAAGUGACAUUGGUGGUACAUGGGGUUAAGGAUUAUUUCAAAGCGGCGAAUCGGAGGCAGAAUAAAGAUUCGAUCACGGAUAUUGAGCUGGAGAUGGCUUUGACAGACCUGCUUGUGACCGCCGGGUGUGACGCAGCGUUGGUUGACACGCCUAACGAACUGGCUUUACUUAUUGUACAGUUCACUAAAGCAAUAGCCGAGGAACCAUAUAAGAAAAUAAAGCGAGGCUUCGAUGAACAAGCCGAGUUCUAUAUGAGAGGAGACAACAAGAAAUGCGUUCCUGUUGAUAAAGAUGGGAAUGGGGCGAGUAGAUUAUGGCAACAAAUGAUUGCUGUGCUUCCUGGUUCCAGUUUAGAAACUUCUAGAUCUGUCUGCGGGCAAUACAAAUCGCCUCUUGCCCUUUAUCAGGCGCUGCAACUUCCGAAUGGAGUAAAUGAUUUGGCUGAUAUAGGAGUUGCAAGAACGGGAGUCCCUGGAUCUAAAAGUCGUCGUGUAGGGCCGGAGUUUGCUAGGAAAUUACGAAUAUUAUUUACUGCUGAAGACGGUGAUGUGUUAAUAGACUGAUAAGUUAUGCCAUGUUGUUUGUAAAUCAUGUAAGAGGAAUAAAUAUUGUUUUCACUUUA